Messenger RNA from Pseudophryne corroboree (corroboree frog), 2034 nucleotides. RefSeq names its product 52 kDa repressor of the inhibitor of the protein kinase-like. The record is from RefSeq and is a predicted model, not a curated record. The transcript has a single exon. NCBI's taxonomy places the organism in Eukaryota, Metazoa, Chordata, Amphibia, Anura, Myobatrachidae. Gene Ontology annotation, molecular function: protein dimerization activity. The coding region runs from base 1 to 2034 and encodes 677 amino acids.
AUGGGAGGCUCCCACAAACAUGUUCCUCUUCAGAAACUUGUAAAAAAGCCCCUGACUGUUUUUGCAAAGCUGUUAGGCAAAGAUGGAGACCUAUGCACUCAUGAGAAGCAACAAUACCACAGGGAUUCCGUGCAAGCAGCAAAAGACUUUCUGAAGGUCUGUAAUGCACCAGAGAGGAAUAUUAUGAACAGGAUUAGUUCACUUCGACUACAGCAGGUCCAAGAGAACAGACAGAGAUUGAAGCCUUUAAUAGAAACCAUCCUGUUUCUUGGCAGACAGAACAUACCUCUUCGAGGACAUCGAGAUGAUGGAGAAUUAUUUACAGAAGCUGACACAGAACCACUGAUUAAUGAAGGAAAUUUUAGAGAGCUUCUGCGAUUUAAAGUUAACAGUGGGGAUGCUGCUCUGGCAAAACACCUUGAGAACUCACGAGCAAAUGCAACUUAUAUCAGCAAAACUACUCAAAAUCAGCUGAUUGAAUGUUGCGCAGAAGAGAUCAGGACUGUUAUUCUUGAACGUGUCAAAGACGCAAAAUUUUACUGUGUAAUAUUUGAUGAAACUACUGAUAUUUCCCACUGUUCUCAGUUGAGUAUUUGUUUAUCGUAUGUGUACAAGGGCCAAAGACAUGAAGACUUCAUUGCAUUUGAAAAUGUUCAUAUGGCUUGCUUCAAGGAUUUGUCCCUAUCUUUUGAGCCUAAAGUGAGUGGCAGAGUGCUGGGCCAGCUUGUAAUUAGUCAAAUGAAAAAGUUAAAUUUAGAUCUGCUGAAUUGCGUUGGAAUUGGCACAGAUGGAUGUUCCCUGAUGAUCUCAGAGCAGCUGGGUGCAGUUGCAGAGAUACAAAAGGAGGCCAAAUAUGCUACAAGAUGUCCUUGCUUUAACCAUGCAUUAAACUUGUCAAUGUCCAAGACUUCAUCAGUUCAGAGUGUACGCAACAGUAUUGGCAUCAUCAAGGAAGUUUUAUCUUUUUUUAAUGCUUCAGCUAAGCGAAAUCAUAUUCUUAUAAAUGUUGUUGAUGCACAAUUAAAGGGCAUGUGCGAAACACGUUGGGUAGAGAGAAGUGAAAGCCUGAUUCAAUUUCUUGACCGAAUAGAAAAAAUUGUACAAGCACUUGAAUGUACAUCACAAUGGAAUGAAACAGCAACAUCCAUUGCAGCAAAGAGUUUGUUAAUUUCAAUCAAAAGUGUUGAUAACAUAGUGGCAUUGCACUGCCAGUUGUCAAUUUUUGCUCUGAGUCUACCACUUAGCCGGCUGUUCCAAAAGAAAACUCUAGAUUUUACUGGUGCUGCUACCCUUGUCACUGAUCUCCUAUCAGUUCUGAACAACCAGCGUUUCAAUUGUAUUCAAGAGUUUUCAACAAUAUUUGCAAAAGCAUCUGAGGUGUUGUCAAAGUUAGAUGUUCCAAAAGAAUUACCCAGAAUAACGAAAAAUCAAAUGAAUAGACCAAAUGUGCCAUUUUCCACACCAGAGGAGUAUUACAGAAGGUCAAUAUACAUUCCUUUGCUAGAUUCUGUAAUAAGUGAUUUGCAAAGCAGAUUUUCAGUGGAAACUUUGACAUCUUGUGAACUCACCUGCUUGCUGCCAAGAAACAUCUUGCAUUUGAACAAAGAAUUACUGACAUCGAAAGUAAAUACAUUUUGUAAAACCUAUUGUCAUCUUUUACGGGCCAAACCUGGACUGGAAUGUGAACUACUAUCAGAGGUUCAACUCUGGAAGAAGAAAUGGUUACGGUUGGCUGACUCCAUGCCUCUUCCAGAGUCUGUCGAAGAAGCUUUGCACAAUUGUGAUGAAGAUGUUUAUUCCUUAGUGAACUCACUUCUGAGAAUUCUUUUAACGUUGCCCAUCAGCGUUGCUUCAGCAGAAAGGAGCUUCUCUUCACUACGGCGUUUGAAGACAUGGUUGAGAAACCAUAUGGGUCAGGAAAGGUUGACUGGUCUAGCUCUUCUACACACCCAUCGGGAAAUUGCAGUUGACAUUGACAAAGUAAUUGACCGCUUUGCGAACAAUGGAAAACGAAGACUGGAGUUUGUGUUAUAA